AUGGGUCACCGACAUGAUGUAACACCGCAGACCUUUGAAGCCAUUCGAACGGUUGAAGUGGAAAAGAUUUCCAGCCUAACAGAAACAGAAAUAAGACCACUUUUACCAUGUCUAGUCCGAAUGUCGUUAUGUGCGCCCCUCGAUGCGAGCGAAGAAUGGGUGGAGGGAAGGAAACACAUACUAAAAAUACUGUCUGGCAUGGAGAUUGUUAACUCCAUCGUCGCUCUGCUGUCUGUUGAUUUCAAUGCACUAGAAGUUGAUGCAAGAAAAGAACAGCAUCUCAGACAAAAGGCUGGAGACUCUGAGAGUUUGUUAUCUUCACUUCCGUGUCCAGCUUUGGAGUUUGAAAGAAGUGAUCCAGCAAGAAGACUUAGAAUUAUUAUCAGUGAAUUAAUGAAUAUAAUGAAUCAG
Molecule: messenger RNA, 411 nt
Organism: Saccoglossus kowalevskii
Lineage: Eukaryota; Metazoa; Hemichordata; Enteropneusta; Harrimaniidae
Product: integrator complex subunit 2-like
Biological process (GO): snRNA 3'-end processing
Cellular component (GO): integrator complex
Source: RefSeq, a predicted model, not a curated record